CGUGUUGUGAGGUGGGCGGAGAGAAGUGGCAGCACGACCCAGACCGAGACCAGCACUAGUGACGGUCGGGCAGCGCCUCACAUAUUCACCUUUAUCUUUAUCACCACCAUGGCGCUCAUCAGGUCUGCGGCCGCUAGGCUCCUCCAACAUCACCAGAAGGCAUGUCCCCUCAGUGCCGCAGCGACUGCCAUGGCGCGGUCCCAGUACUCCACGGAGAGCACCGACCUACGGGAGGUGAUGGCACAGAAGGUCCCCGCCAUGCAGGAGAAGGUGAAGGCAUUCCGCAAGAGCCACGGUGGCACCAAGGUUGGGGAGAUCACUGUGGACAUGAUGUACGGUGGCAUGAGGGGCAUGAAGGGCCUGGUGACAGAGACCUCUGUGCUGGACCCUGAGGAGGGUAUCCGCUUCCGUGGCUACUCUAUUCCAGAGUGCCAGAAGCUGCUGCCCACUGCUGAGGGAGGCGAGGAGCCACUGCCUGAGGGUCUUUUCUGGCUCCUUUGCACUGGGGAUGUCCCUACUAAGGCCCAGGUGCAAGCAAUCUCCAAGGAGUGGGCAGGCCGUGCUGACCUUCCCCCUCAUGUGGUCAACAUGCUGAAUAACUUCCCCUCUAAUCUGCACCCCAUGGCCCAGUUCUCUGCAGCCAUCACUGCCCUUAACUCUGAGAGCAAGUUCUCCAAGGGCUACUCUGAAGGGGUGCCCAAGUCUAAGUACUGGGAGUUGUGCUUUGAGGACUCCAUGGACCUGAUUGCCAAGCUGCCCACCGUUGCUGCCACCAUCUACCGUAACCUUUACCGUGACGGCACUAGCAUUGGCGCCAUUGACCCUGCCAAGGACUGGUCAGCCAACUUCACUGCCAUGCUUGGCUAUGACGAUCCUCAGUUCACUGAGCUGAUGAGGCUCUACCUCACCAUCCACAGUGACCAUGAGGGAGGCAAUGUGUCUGCCCACACCACCCAUCUGGUAGGAUCUGCCCUCUCAGACCCUUACCUGUCCUUCGCUGCCGGCAUGAAUGGUCUUGCGGGGCCACUCCAUGGUCUGGCUAAUCAGGAGGUGCUGCUGUGGGUGACCAAGCUACGUGCUGAAACUGGGGAUGACGUGACAGAAGACCAACUUAAGGAGUUCAUCUGGAAGACCCUCAAGUCUGGCCAGGUGGUACCAGGCUAUGGCCAUGCUGUGCUGCGCAAGACCGACCCACGUUACACCUGCCAGCGUGAGUUUGCCCUCAAGCACCUGCCUGAUGACAAGCUCUUCAAGUUGGUGGCCAAGCUGUACAACGUGGUGCCUGGAAUCCUGACUGAGCUGGGCAAGGUGGCCAAUCCCUGGCCCAAUGUGGAUGCCCAUUCUGGUGUUCUGCUGCAGUACUAUGGCAUGACUGAGAUGAACUACUACACUGUGCUGUUUGGUGUGUCCCGUGCCCUGGGUGUCCUCUCCUCCCUGGUGUGGGACCGUGCCCUUGGCCUGCCCAUUGAGCGACCAAAGUCCAUGAGCACUGAGGGUCUCCAGAAACUAGUGGGUGCCUCUGCUGCCAAGGCUGCCUAGUGACCUUGAUGUUGGGCUGCUUGAGUCUCUUUGUUGGCUGAGGGAGUUCAGAAAAUAGUGCAUCUUCCACAUCAAUCAGAUUUUUCUGAGAGAUACUUGUAUCACACUGUUAAGCAAUAUGAUACUAAAUCCCAGUGAAGUAAUGGUGAUUGGCAAUUUUUUGAGUGAAUUUCUUAAAUUGAAAUAUAAUCAGGGACAUUGGUUACUUCCAGCUUCAAAGUAUAUUUAAAACAAAACUGCUGCUUAGUCUUGCUGAAAGUUGAAAAAAAAAGUACACUAAUCAUUUUUACAUAUUUUUGUGUGCAAGAUUUGAGAUGUAUUUUGAGAAACUAUAUUUUAUAACAUUUAUAAUUGUGUGCAAGAAUGACAGUUCCUUGGAGGGCGUGCAGCUGCCACACCAAGGGAGGGACGCACUAUGCGUUUCUACAAUGCCGGAAAGAAAGAGUCAGGUGCAAAGCUCAAUAUGCAAGUCGGGGGAAAUUGUAUCACGUUAAGGCUUCUAAUUUAUUUUCACUAAAGUAAGCUCGACGAAUUCCUACGUCUGCAGUUUGUUUGGUGCCUGACAGGGCCUCCAGGGGCUCUCUGGGCAUGACCUUUGUGCUGGUUUUACUCUGUUGUUGUCAGUUUAGUUGAGGAGAGUUGUGAACCAUUGUUUGAGGUAGCUGUAGACCACCAGAUGGCAGGGACUGUAGCAAAAGUCACCUACCCACCAAGACUGAUGUAUGAAAUUGUUGUUCAAUGAGUGCCAAGUGCCACUACAGUGCACUUGCUCCUGGGUAGCUCCAAGCUGUAAAUACAUGUAUAUUACUAUAGCCGGCACUUAUUAAAUGUUUACUGUAAGGAGUACAAACCAGUAAAGUGUGUUUUAGUAAA
Portunus trituberculatus (swimming crab) is the source of this 2412-nucleotide messenger RNA. It is a transcript of the gene kdn, whose product is annotated as probable citrate synthase 1, mitochondrial. NCBI's taxonomy places the organism in Eukaryota, Metazoa, Arthropoda, Malacostraca, Decapoda, Portunidae. The record is from RefSeq and is a predicted model, not a curated record. The transcript has 8 exons. Gene Ontology annotation, cellular component: mitochondrial matrix. Bases 109 to 1539 code for a protein of 476 amino acids. Gene Ontology annotation, biological process: carbohydrate metabolic process; tricarboxylic acid cycle; citrate metabolic process.